AUGGAUGACACGGCGGGACAGGAGCGGUACCGCACCAUCACCACGGCGUACUACCGUGGCGCCAUGGGCUUCAUCCUCAUGUAUGACAUCACCAACGAGGAGUCCUUCAACGCCGUGCAGGACUGGGCCACUCAGAUCAAGACGUACUCGUGGGACAACGCCCAGGUCAUCAUGGUGGGCAACAAGUGCGACAUGGACGAGGAGCGAGUGGUGGCCCCCGAGAAAGGCAAACACUUGGCCGACCAACUGGGUCUGGAGUAUUACGAGGCCAGCGCCAAGGAGAACAUCAACGUGCGGCAAGUCUUUGAGCGCCUGGUGGACGUCAUCUGCGUCAAGAUGUCCGAGCGGGUGGACGUGGAGGCGCCGGCGGCCCCCGGCGCCAAGACGGCCAGACUGAGCGACAAGCCGGCCCAACUACCUCAGAAGUGCUGCUGAUGGGCCGCCGCCAUGGCGUGGAUCAACUGUGGUGACAUUCCUCAGUCGUGCUGGCGUCUCACACACACAUUCACACACACUUGCACUUGUUUGACUGCCAUCUGUCUUCUUGUUGUCAUUGUGUGAGCCUCCCUCCGCCAAGGCACAACGCAAGUUACUUCAUCCGCCACUUCAAGGGGAGGAAGGGAAAGAUGGCCGACGACCUGGCCAACAAGACGAAUGAAAAAAGCUUUUGUCUUCACAUUCACGCCAUAGGAACUCAUAGAACUUAUUCUCACGCCAUUUUUGAAAAACGAAGCAAACUUAAAACAAACCAACGGAAGGAGAAAUUCUGUUUUCACGCUUUGACUGGCCGCUUCUCACUGAGCUACGUUCUAGAACAAUCCGUAGUCGACUUGAAGGACGCCCUCAGGCCGCGUCACCAACGCACAACUCUCAGGCCGAGUCGCAGCCGCCAUCGUCAGCCCGAACGCCGGGGCAAUGUUGAUCCUUGACUGUCCUUUUGUCCGGGUAGCCUCCCUUUUUCUGUUUUUGUCUCUUCAGGCAAAACUUUUCAUUUCUUUGGUUGUUUUGGAGCAAACGUAAAGCAAACCAACGGAAGGACAAAUACUAUUUCCGCAUUUUGACUGGCCGCUACGUUUUAGAACAAUCCGUAUUCGACUUGAAGGACGCCCUCAGGCCGCGUCACCAACGCACAACUUUCAGGCCGAGUCGCAGCCGCCAUCGUCAGCCUGAAAGCUGGGGCAAUGUUGAUCCUUGACUGUCCUUUUGUCCGGGUAGCCUCCCUUUUUCUUUUUUUGUCUCUUCAGGCAAAACUUUUCAUUUCUUUGGUUGUCACCAAUGCACAACUCUCAGGCCGAGUCGCAGCCGCCAUCGUCAGCCCGCAUCAAGCUUCAAUAAUCGCACUUAGCAAAAAAAAAAAGAAAAAUGGCGUGAAACUGGAUGGACGAGUGUCAUGUAGCUUGUACUCUGGGGUCCACAUGGCGGUGGAAAAGACGUUGUUGUGGUUCCCUCCCUGCGUGUGUGUGUGUGUGUGUGUGUGUGUGUGUGUGUGUGUGUGUGUGUGUGUGUGUGUGUGUGUGUGUGUGUGUGUGUGUGUGUGCUGCAUUUAAUUCUCAUGAUAUUAACUGUUGUGUUUGUGCACAGUAUCUUUGAGCUGAUGACAUAACGUGUGUGUGCUAAAAAAACAGCAAAGAAAAGAUAAAAGUUUGAGUGCAUUUCCGGUCCAAUCUUCUGCCAAAAUGCGUCUCCCAGCUCACGUUUUGUGCGUGACUAUGUUGUUGAUUCAUUCUGGUGACUUUGUACACGAUAGAUUUAGAAGUUCUAAUGCUGUGAAGUUAUUUUAUUUGCCGUGUUGAGGAAGUUGAUGUACACUUGUUGUCUUACAGUUUCAGUCCCAUUUGGAGGACAAGCACAAAGUGAUUGUACAAAUAUUGUCAAUGUUUGUAUAUUAUAGAUGCAAUUUAGUACAGUAUAGUAAAAUAUUAACAAUCUUUAA
Molecule: messenger RNA, 1933 nt
Organism: Entelurus aequoreus (snake pipefish)
Lineage: Eukaryota; Metazoa; Chordata; Actinopteri; Syngnathiformes; Syngnathidae
Product: ras-related protein Rab-3B-like
Exons: 4
Coding region: 1-435 (144 amino acids)
Biological process (GO): protein localization to plasma membrane; regulation of exocytosis; protein secretion
Cellular component (GO): synaptic vesicle; endosome; plasma membrane
Molecular function (GO): GTPase activity; GTP binding
Source: RefSeq, a predicted model, not a curated record